Messenger RNA from Procambarus clarkii (red swamp crayfish), 2646 nucleotides. RefSeq names its product probable RNA-directed DNA polymerase from transposon BS. The record is from RefSeq and is a predicted model, not a curated record. Lineage: Eukaryota; Metazoa; Arthropoda; Malacostraca; Decapoda; Cambaridae.
CUGUUUUCUAUUCAUCAAAUCGUUGCUUAUAUGGUGAUUACACCUCAGUUUCCUCCAACAAGAGUUGUGUACCGGAGGAGGACCAGCUGUUCCGAGUGUGAUAGAAACGUGAAAUAUUAAAACUCUAAUGAUGAAUUUAAACACUUCUGCUGGAAAAUAAACAGUUUUGUAAAUAUUCAGUUACAGAAAGCAGAAGUGACUGGAUGUUGUAAUAUUGACAAAUUGUUGGGACUAGUUGACAUGAAAUUAAGUUAUGUUUAAUGGCUGCCAGUCUUUUAAACUAUUCGUACUUGAAGCACAUUAUGAUAUCGGUGAAGAAUAACUGAUAUCAGGGCAGAAAAUGCGGUUACCACUGUAUGUUACUAAGUGUUUAUGACUCGGCAUAGUUUAGUGUCAAGUAAGAAAUAUUAGACGAAGAGAUGCCAUAAAGACUGUUGCAAAAUUACAUACAUGUUGGUACAUCUAAUUCUUUGUGUGGAUUGCAUGCUUGGCCACCAGAGGGAGUGGAUGUCUACGCUCCCUGCUCCAGUCGUGGGUGUGCUCAACAAGCAGUCGUUGGUGUGGUGGUUGGAUGAGACCUUGUGCCCGGCGUGCUCUGCGAGAUUGGAGGGGGGGGGGGCCUGAACCCAGUUUUCAAAUCUCAGUCAGGUGGCAUGGAGUAUUCCGGCAAUGUGGAUUACCCUGCUGUGGAAUGGACGCUGUUUGAUGUGCUGGAUGUCAACCUGAAAGCCGUGUGUAGAGUGGAACUCUUGACAAAGCAUAGAGCGGUGGUGAAGUUCUCCAAUGGCGAGGACUACCGGGUGUUUUUGCGAUGCUAUGAAGGGCGUACUUUACAGUUGCCGGGUGCUGCUGGGUCAGUUGUUAUCUCCAACCGCAGUGGCGCUUACACAUAUGUCAGUGUACAUGGCACCCCUAUUGAAUUCCUGGAGGAAUUGUUGAAGCGGUACUUUGGUCAGUUCGGAAAGGUAGUGACUGUGUGGAGGAAUGCUCUCACUUCCGGUCGCUUGAGGGGCGUCCUCAAUGGCAUUCGAACACUGGAAAUGAAGCUUCGGUCUGGCAUACCUUCCUCUGUCAGGCUGAUGGGGUACACCUUCCGUGCUUAUUAUGCACGGCAGUCGCAGACGUGUUUCCAUUGUGGGAUGUCGGGCCACCCGGCUGCUGGGUGCUCUGCGGGCGUCGUCACUCUGGCGAAUCUCUUCCGUGAGGGGGACUUCCCUUUGCAGGUUGAUGCAGAGGUUCUGGUGGGUGUGGAUGUGUCCUGGGAUGAUGUGCCUGUAUGUGGUGCGGCUGCAGCUGGUGAGCAUCGGACACCGGGUGUUGUACCCCUUGUCAUAUGCGUCUUCUGUGGCUGUCGUGGGUACUGUAGGCAUGAGUGUGGUUCCCUCAACUUGCACUUCUGCGAUUGCUGUGACCUGUUCUUCCAUGGCUCCCGUCAUGGCUCGCCUGCCUCUUCUGCCUGACAUGCCUGUGGUGUGUGAGGGGUCGUGGCCUCCUGUUGUGUUUCGGCCAAUUCCCCCUGUCUGAAGUCUUGCGUGCCAGUGCCAGAACGCGGCCUCCCUGCAUCACUCGGGACUCGGAUUCUGUGGCGGUGGAGAGCUCGGAUGACGUGCACCCUGCCCCUAAGUGCUCGCGGCGCUCUUUGAUUGUGUUGGCAUCGGAAGGUUCCACCUGGGCAGACGUGGGGGAUUUUGCGAGCUGCAUUAUCUUCCAGCGACGAAGGGUCAGUGCUUGGCGAUGUUCCGGUGGACACGAAGGUGGUGGUGGUGGUGGUGGUGGCGGAUGUCUAUGCGUCGGAUGCGGGUGCUGGUGUUGGGGGCUUUGUGUUGGUUCCUGUAUCUUCCCCUGUGCCUCUUGCUGUAUGCUCCCCGAUGUGGUAGGUGGUGCUAAUGGUGUCCUGUGAUUGCUAAUAUGACCCGUGAUCUCAUAGUAGUACUUAAGAAGGAUGCUCGCCGUUGGGGGGGGGACUCUGCUCCUGUGCCCGGUGCCUAGUGGUCCGUUGUGAGUGUAGACCCUGUAGUGUCGCAGCCCUUUCAGGGGGGGGGGGAAGGGUCGCCGUGUCGGUUGCUGCUGAGGAAUGCUCGCCGGCCGCACCCUGACCCAGUAUGGGGGUCAGGGUGCGGCUUGUCUCCUGGUGCUCGUCCACCGUAUGGGUGUCCAGUGUACGGGCUUUUGUCUCUGAUGUUCCUGAGUUUAUGUCACGCCCUCGGGGGAAGUCUGGAAGUCGUCAUCAGGAAGAUGAGUGGAUCAUAUGGGAGGUGUACUGUUUGCGUUUUCCGGUAAAGGAUUAUCCGCAUAAAUAUGUGGAGGCAUGGCCUUCCCACUUCUGUCUUGCUUUUGCAUGUAAAUAAAAAAAAUCUUUGCAGUGUUUCUCGUCUUGUGCUGAAAUAUUACGGUGUGUUGCUACAUAUGUGUGUGCGAGCGUGUCGCCGGCAGUGAUAGGUGAACCACUUGUCCCAGCCUGACCUCACUAGACGAGGUACUCCAGCUCCCUCGUCCUUGAUGAUCUGGUACUCCAGCUCACUCGUCUGUUAAGGUUAGCAACAUCUCGACGAUCAAGAUUCAUUUUUUACCUGCGGUGCUUAUUUACGAGCAUUUAAAUAUUAUUUGUCAUGUAGUAUAUAAGGAUUUUAUUAUAAAAAAUAAGUA